Molecule: messenger RNA, 1734 nt
Organism: Mesorhabditis belari
Lineage: Eukaryota; Metazoa; Nematoda; Chromadorea; Rhabditida; Rhabditidae
Source: the annotation of a GenBank genome assembly
AUGGGAAAUGAAUUGAUCGCAUUGACGAGUAGAGUAAAAGAAGAAGAAAGGCGAUCAAAUGGAUGUAUUCGAGAUGAAUUGUCGUGGAUGGAUCGAUUGUCGAUGUCAUCAUCCGAUAUCUCCCACAUCCUGCCACACUCGAAAGGGAUUUCAGUGGAACGAACCUUUAUGGCCGCCCGUAUUGCCCAGGCAGGCCACUGUCGAUGCUCGAAGGACACAAAUCAUCGAGUUACACCUAGCUGGCAUGAAAGUGAAUGCCAUCUCGAAGACACUUUGCAUAUCGCAUGGAUGUGUGAGCAAAAUCAUUUCAAGGGGGGAGAAGGCGUUGAGAUAUUGAAACAAGAAGAAUUCGAAUCGAACGGUUUGCGCCCCGGUGAACAUCUUGAAGAGCAUCUACACUUACAAGAUUUAUCGCAUCAAAGUAAAAUGCUCUCUGAAUCCGCCUUUAUUCUUCACGAGGAAUCGUGGAAUGCUUACCCAUACUUCAAAACUGUUGUCACUAAUCCGGGCUACAUGAGAGAAAGGUUUCAAGAUUCAACUCGAAUCGUACCACAUCCAGGACAAAGGAGACGCAGAGAGAAUCCUCUUAACGCCAAAAAGAAAUGGCUGAGGUCGUUGCCGUUGGACAUUAUUGAUGAAAAAAGCCUCAAAAAGGUGGAUCUUGAGGCAAAGAUUAAUCCGCGUAUGGUUCGUAGUGAGAAAAUGGAGAUCAGCCCAUUGAAAGACAGUUGGACCGAAGAUGAGGCAAUAAGAAACGCUUUGGAACUUUCUUUUACAUGUGUUUCUCUUGCUUCAGAUCCCAGUUAUGUGUGCCUACAAGUUGGUAUCGGUGACUUUCUCGUGGCGAGGAAUUGGUGGUCAAAUCGAGGAGUUGAUCCACAAGAAUUACCCGCAGUCUCUUCAACAAAUUCCAUCGUGAGGUGUUACUGUCGAUCCGAUGAAUGUGGUGGGACAUGGAUAUGGAUGAAAUUCGCGAUUAUGAGGGAGAAGACUGCUAAGAAACUCCGCAAGAUGAUCAAUGAUGUGUUUGGAUACGUGCGCCUCGUUGACCGAUUUGACAUCACCAUUCGAUCAGCAUGCAUCAAGCUUUCUAUCCGACUCACAUCUCACUUCAAGAUCCGCUCAGUUUGCAUUCGAAGGUUAUCCUCGUGCAAAGAAGAAACCGAAGAAGAGGAGGCUGAUGUGGAAAGAGAUUUGCCUACCAAAAGGGACAAAACCCCGAAGACAACGCACGCAUUUCACAAGUCAUCAGCUGAACGAACUCGAGGGUUGGUUUCAACGAAAUCGACUAUCCCGAUAUGGCCACACGAGAGGGGAUGCCGCGGCAGGGUGUGGAUCAGUUUGACCGAGCCGAGAGUCAGGGUUUGGUUCAAGAAUCGUCGAGCGAAAUGGCGCAAACGUGAACGCAACUAUAUGACCGAUCCCAAAACCCUUCAGGCAAGCGCUUUACCUGGUUCAAUGUGCUCCUCUUCAUCGACGUCAAUAUCUCUUCCCCCAUCAAUUCCAUCAAUGUCUUCCCUCGGCGGUCUCCAUUCGGGACUUGGAAGUCUCCGGAACGAUUCAGGUUCAAGGCAGCUUCACCCAAACGUUGAUCCCGCCAACACCAGAUCGACUCAUUCUAUGGAUAUGGAGACUCCCCCAUGGCAUCCUAUCAGCCUCGCCCCGGUGCAACCACAUUCAAUUGGAGUGUUAAAGGACAACUCUUAUCUCAACUGUCCCUAUUCUGGGCCUCUU